UUAAAAUUUUAUGGUUAUAUUUUUCAGGAAAACUAUUACAUUCCUAGAGGUGGCGAUCGCAAAAAUUUUGGAGGUAAAGUUGCUAAUAAAAUUAGCAACUUAAAGCAAAAAAAGCGAAAGUCGGAUGCGAAAGAACAAGAACACUUGAAUAAAAUUAAGGCCACAGGAAAAAUUGAUUCGCUGCUAGACCCAGAAUCACAAGCAGCAAAUGCAUGGUUGAAAUUAAAUACGGAACCAUGGUCAACGGUACUCGAAAUGUGGUCAAAAAGCUUCAAUUGUCGUAAACAGUACCUCAUGAACAAAAUCCAAACUAAGCAGCUUCUUGCAUUGUUCGAGCACUAUAAAUCGAAACAUGGGUAUCAACUUUUGGAUAUUGAUUUUAAUCUCAAAGGCAUUGGUUCAACGAACGGGUCGGAAAAAUUGGAAAGCUUGAAGGCGGGUUUAAUUACGUACAUCUCAAAAAAAGGUCUGGACCCAUCGGUAGACGGAUUUAUAUCUCUAUUGAUCGACAGCAACGCAUCUGACGAUUCCAAAUUAUGUGCGCUUUUGCUUGGACUUCACACGGUUCUGUCACCGAUAGCGGCAGGAUUGCAUUUUAAACCCACCAUUGUAGUUGCACAAGACGAUACUAUUUUAUUCGUGGAGUCGGUUGAAGAUAUUCGUUCGAAAAUUCAAGCUGUAUAUGCAUCUUAUGCAGAACGCCACUUACCGGUUGCACCAAAACUUGUGUUUUUAGGUUCGGGCUACAAACAGGUCACUGGUAGAUUUUUUGUAUGCUACGACGACGUUAUUUUGUAUGAGCUACCCUCAGCAUCAAGAGCACUGGAUGUUUUGGUAAAGCUAACAGCUGUAUUCGAUCUGCCAUAUGCAAAGCUUUCAAAACUUCUUUGGCAUUUUUUGAGUUCUUAUGUAUACGGAAUAGAGAAACGAGAAACAUAUGCCAACAUCAGCAAAUUAACAGCAUAUUUGAAUAAUUUGGGGACAAAAUGUUAAUUCAUUGUAUGUUACCAGAUUGCGUCGCUAGUUUUACCGGUUGCGAGCCAUAUUUGGACCAUCUAAAGAAUUUCCAUCGAACGCCAGUAUCUUACAAAUAUGUGUGUACAAUGCCACGUUGUCCUCAAAUAUUUUCCAAAUUUUAUCCUUUUAAAAAACACAUUUCAAACC
This is a messenger RNA of Topomyia yanbarensis, 1164 nucleotides long. RefSeq lists its product as uncharacterized. The record is from RefSeq and is a predicted model, not a curated record. Bases 256 to 993 code for a protein of 245 amino acids. The transcript is spliced from 2 exons. Lineage: Eukaryota; Metazoa; Arthropoda; Insecta; Diptera; Culicidae.